CAGCAGUCCAAUGGCCUCCCCACAGAAGAAACUUCAGGGUCUUGUUGCUGCAACAAUCACACCAAUGACUGAGAAUGGAGAAAUCAACUUUUCAGUAAUUGGUCAGUACGUGGAUUACCUUGUGAAAGAGCAGGGCGUGAAGAACAUUUUUGUGAAUGGCACGACCGGAGAAGGCCUGUCCCUCAGCAUCUCAGAACGUCGCCUGGUCGCGGAGGAGUGGGUGACAAGAGGGAAGAACAAGCUGGAUCAGGUGGUGAUUCACGUAGGAGCACUGAGCUUGAAGGAGUCACAGGAACUGGCCCAACAUGCAGCAGAAAUAGGAGCUGAUGGCAUCGCUGUCAUUGCACCUUUCUUUCUCAAGCCAUGGACCAAAGAUGUCCUGAUUAAUUUCCUAAAAGAGGUAGCUGCUGCUGCCCCUGCAUUGCCAUUUUAUUACUACCACAUUCCUGCCUUGACAGGGGUAAAGAUUCGUGCUGAGGAGUUGUUGAAUGGGAUUCAGGAUAAGAUCCCCACCUUCCAAGGGCUGAAAUUCAGUGACACAGAUCUCUUAGACUUCGGGCAGUGUGUUGAUCAGAAUCGUCAGCAACAGUUUGCUUUCCUUUUUGGGGUGGAUGAGCAACUGUUGAGUGCUCUAGUGAUGGGAGCAACUGGAGCAGUGGGCAGUACCUAUAACUACCUGGGAAAAAAGACAAACCAGAUGCUGGAGGCCUUUGAACGAAAGGACUUCUCUUUAGCCCUGAACUAUCAGUUUUGUAUCCAGAGAUUUAUCAACUUUGUGGUCAAACUAGAGAACUUUUCAGAGCUCAAAGUUUCAAAGAGCCAAGGGCUGUUGCUCUGAGCACCACAAACUUCCCCUCCCUCCACUGAGAAGACAGUCUCCCCCACAGCACCCUGAAUUAUUGGAACCAAAGGCCAAUUCCCCUUCUGCAGUGAGCCCAGGGGCUAGUGUUAUUUCCCUGUCACACUUUCAUGCAGCUACUUUUCUUUAGUGAUAGAAUAUUUGAGGACCCAGGGAACUCAUAGCUUUCUCUGCACACUUCCUUUCCUCUUUUCUUUCUGUGUAAUAUAUCACCAGCUGUUUAAUCUCCCUUCCAGCAAGCCAUAGUAUAUGCUUUCUAAUAUCAAAGUGUACAGAUAGUCAGCCCUUAGUGAUUUUAAAUCUGACUAUCCAGUCUAUUAAUUCCCAAAGCUUUUGUUUUUGUUUUAUCUCUAAUUGUUUGGACCAUUGGCAGAGGAAAAGUAUUUGAAAUUGAUGUCAGUUUUACUUCUUAUUUUUUACCUCUUUGCAUUAAAAAAACUUUUUUAAAACAAAAAUUUGAAAUUAUCAGUGAACUUUAAUUAUCUUUGCUAACCCUCUCUUUAAUUGGUCAACUAGUUAAAAGUUAUUAUAUUUAUAUCUCCUCAUCCCUCUUUUUGCUUUAGUAGCUGUUAAUUUCCCGAAAGAAGAAAAGUGAGGUUUUUGUUAGUCUUUGACUCUGAGGAUGUAAUACUCCUACUUAAUGAGACCAAAGUCAAAUUUAAUUUUCAAAUUAAUCUUGGGUAUACACUAAGCAAAUAACUAUUUUUCUA
Carlito syrichta (Philippine tarsier) is the source of this 1569-nucleotide messenger RNA. It is a transcript of the gene NPL, whose product is annotated as N-acetylneuraminate pyruvate lyase. Lineage: Eukaryota; Metazoa; Chordata; Mammalia; Primates; Tarsiidae. The transcript has 11 exons. Gene Ontology annotation, biological process: N-acetylneuraminate catabolic process; carbohydrate metabolic process. Gene Ontology annotation, molecular function: 4-hydroxy-tetrahydrodipicolinate synthase activity; N-acetylneuraminate lyase activity. The record is from RefSeq and is a predicted model, not a curated record. Bases 11 to 838 code for a protein of 275 amino acids.